Molecule: messenger RNA, 1565 nt
Organism: Stegodyphus dumicola
Lineage: Eukaryota; Metazoa; Arthropoda; Arachnida; Araneae; Eresidae
Product: retinaldehyde-binding protein 1-like
Cellular component (GO): membrane
Molecular function (GO): phosphatidylinositol bisphosphate binding
Source: RefSeq, a predicted model, not a curated record
UGUGUGUAGCUAAAAUCAUAAAUGCUGGUAGAAUGACAAUCGGUAAAAUAAAAUUGCCGUUUUAUUACAGCACGACUCUUUCACUUCUUUAAAAUACACCUUGGAAAGAGGAACGAUUUUGACAACUAGCAACUCCUGGAAUGAAAUUAUUGGCUUAGGCUUGCAGAGCAACGACGUCUUUAAAAGAGAACAAUUAAAGGGUCAGGUGCAGUAGAAAACAGAGUCCAAAAAGCAAUUUACAACAAAACAUAGGAAAAAUGAGCCAGGAAUCAGACAGUCCUUUGAAAGAGUUCUUGCCUCUUAUGUGCCAUACAUUACCGGAAAAACUGCGGCUGAAAGCGAAGAAAGAAUUGAACGAGACAGAAGAAAAUUUCCGACGAGGAAUACAACAUCUCAAGGACUUCAUUCUAAGAAAGGAACUUCCAUCGUUUAACGAUGACGUCCUUCUGGCUUUUCUGAGAGGUGCAAAAUUCGAUAUGAAGAAAUGCGAGGACCGCUACAAAAGAUAUAUUUCUAUGCGCUAUAAAAUAGCGGAUUUGGUGCAUAGACUGGACGAAGACAAGAUUCGGAGUAUUCUCGAUUCAGCAGUGCUUAACUUGUUGCCUUAUAGGGAUAGCGAAGGAAGAGUCAUCAUAUGCUCAGUUGCCAAAGCAUAUGAUGAAACCGUGGCCACCGUUGAUGAACUCUCUGUUUGUCUCUUAUGCUUUCUUGAGUUUGCCAUGAAGUUUCCGGCUACUACAGUGAGUGGUUUCAACUACAUAACGUGCGCUAGAAUUCAGCAAUUCCGAUAUUUGUACGACUUCUUCAGAGGUUACAGGCUGUAUUUACCAUUUUUGCUGUCAGUGCCUGUCCGACUACAUCGAUUUGAAAUUAUCAACGAAAACACCCUUGUUCGAUGGUUUUACAACAUCCUGAGCCGAAUUCUACCUUCAAAAACAGUGAAAAAAAUCCAUAUGCACGGAGAGUUGAAAGGUGAAACUAUGGCAUCCUUACUCAAAAUUUACAACGUGUCCUUGCUACCCCAAGAAUUUGGGGGCACCCUGGGGCCCAUAAACAAUGAUUUCUACAAACAACCUUUUCUGAAAUUCAUGGAAAACAUGAGAUCUGAUAAUGCCCGCUUCUUAAAAGGACGCAAAACUUCCUUCGACCUUUCCAGUCUCAAAGAAGAUUUAACAUCAGAUGUACCGGGACAUAUAUAUGAAGGUUCCUCGAUAGAUUAAGUUUAACCUAAUUUAAGCCUAACAACCCAACACAUAACCGAAUUAAAUAUGAUUGCCAACUUUUAAGAAGAAGCAUGUUUAACAAAUGGUUGAAAAAAGGAUUUAAGAUACAAAGUAAAAAAUGUGCUGGAUUUUGGGAAGACUUCCAGUACAGCAAUCGCAAAAAUUUAGAAGAAUGUUCCCUUUGAUUUUGAUCAGAACAUAUAUACUAUGCAUACGUACCAAAUUUGUAUCAGGACAUACAUAUCAAACACACGUGUCAUACAUAUCAAACACACGUGUCAUAUAUGUUUCAAAUUUUGAAUACCAGAUGAAAUUAUGUGUAUAAAUGUAACCCCAUCCUGA